Messenger RNA from Myxozyma melibiosi, 1020 nucleotides. RefSeq lists its product as uncharacterized. The transcript has 2 exons. The coding region runs from base 1 to 1020 and encodes 339 amino acids. The record is from RefSeq and is a predicted model, not a curated record. NCBI's taxonomy places the organism in Eukaryota, Fungi, Ascomycota, Lipomycetes, Lipomycetales, Lipomycetaceae.
AUGGACGAAGUCACUCUACAGAAGGCCCACUCCGAAGCCACCAAAGCAGACGCCGCCGUCCUAUCACGGCGGCCAAAAGACGCGAUCUCUCUCUACGCCUCCGCGGCAUCAAUGUUUGAAUCCCUCCAAACAUCAACCAAAGACGACGAAGCCCGCCGGAUGCUCUUACUUCUCCAGCAGAAAUACGCGCGCUUGUCGGCGCAGAUCAAAACCCAUCUCGAGACGAACCCGGAGAUGUUCAAGAAAAGCAGCGUCGGUCAGCAGCUCCAUUCAGUGGGAUCGGGCGCGAGCAGCUCUGCGUCGGCGCUGGCGUCGAGCUUGGCUUCUGCACGCGGGAUCGCGGCGAAUGAUAUUGAUCAGCAUUACGUGAACGUCAAGCACCGCAGCAGUAGAGCCGCCAGUGAUCUCGCGCCGCCGUCGGCUCUUGCUGCGGCGGCGAUGGGGCACGAUGGCAACGAUGAUUUGUUUACAAGGUUUAACAGCACGAUCGAGAUUUGCAUGACCAGGCUCUUUCACUCAUCCGGCAAGACCGUCGCCGCGUUUGACGCGCUCCGGCGACAAGGUGGCGCUGGUCUCGAUCAAUACGGCACCGGGAUGGAAUCUUUCUACGUCGUGCCCACGUCGCGAAAGGAGACCGCCGCGUCAUCAGACCCCGGCGAGUCAUCCACGUCGUCUACCGGACAACCGUCCGCGACACUAGUGUCUGAAAUCACAAGCAGUCUCUCCGCGCACGAGACGAACCUGCGCAAGCAGCGCGACGUGAUGAGGAAUAACCUCGGCAAGUUGCGGAUGGAGAUCCGCGCGCGCGAAUCGCGGCGGACGAAAGAGCUCGAGGGCGAGAUCGAGCGGUUGGUGGCUGAGAAUGAAAAGUUGAAGAUUUCGAAUGGGAGGUUGAAGACGCGGUGGGAUAAUUUGAUGGAGAGCGCGAGGAAGAGGAGGGAGGUGGCUGCGGGGGCUGAUGCUGCUGCUGCUGAUGAUGAUGAUGGUGCGGAGAGUGGAGAUGGAGUUGCUGAAGAGUGA